Theileria annulata is the source of this 882-nucleotide messenger RNA. Its product is annotated as haloacid dehalogenase-like family hydrolase, putative. The record is from RefSeq and is a predicted model, not a curated record. The coding region runs from base 1 to 882 and encodes 293 amino acids. The transcript has 2 exons. Gene Ontology annotation, molecular function: magnesium ion binding; phosphatase activity. Gene Ontology annotation, cellular component: cytosol. Lineage: Eukaryota; Apicomplexa; Aconoidasida; Piroplasmida; Theileriidae.
AUGUCAAUACUCAGUAUUAUCAUUUUCAUAUUAAUUUAUGUUUCAUCUGUACCUAUCUCUAAUUUCACUAAGCCAACAACACUUCCUAAAUAUUUUGCAAUUGAUAUUGAUGGUACAUUCUUCAUAAAUGAUCAAACAAAAUUCCAAAGGAACGUAGAGGCUUUCAAAAAACUAAAACAAAAGAACGUUACCGCAUUCUUCUGUACAGGGAGGGAUACGCAUUGUACAAAAAAUUUAUUAGGAGAUUCAUUUUUCAAUGAUACAGGAUACAAUUGUUUUCCAGGAGUUUAUUCCAAUGGAGCACUAGUUUAUGGCUCUGAUGGGAAUUUAAUAUCAGAAUUAAAGUUUGAGGUUGCGAUUCUAGAAAAAUUCAUUAAAUACAUUGAAGACAAUCAACUUAAGGAUAAAGCAAUAUAUCUGACUAAAGAAGGUUUUUACUCAUUUGAAUCAUUAUUUGAUAAUGGCAAACAAGUUUUGAAUACUUUGAAGUUUAAAGAACCAACAAUAGUUACAAAGGACGAAUUAAAACAAAAAAAUGUUGUAUCAAUAUUAAUAUUCAAAGAUAAUUUGGAUGAUUGUGAUUUUAAAAAUGAAGUAUAUAAGAUUGUAUACAAAAAAUAUAAUUACAUCCAAAUAACACCUUCUAAAAGCAACAAAAAAGAAGGUCUUAAAAAACUGUUGGAAAAUAUGGGCUCAAACGAAAAUGAGUGUGCAUUUAUUGGUGAUGAUUUGAACGAUGCAGAGGUCAUGGAAUACUGUUAUCUUUCAUUUGCAGUUGCUGAUUCAAUUGAUGAGGUUAAAAAUAAAGCCAAGUGGUUAUUAGAUAAAAAACAUGAUGAAUGUGCAUUUGAAAAUGUAGUUAAACUAUUGUAUGAUGAUUAA